Boleophthalmus pectinirostris (great blue-spotted mudskipper) is the source of this 8407-nucleotide messenger RNA. It is a transcript of the gene tbkbp1, whose product is annotated as TBK1 binding protein 1. Bases 1 to 1899 code for a protein of 632 amino acids. NCBI's taxonomy places the organism in Eukaryota, Metazoa, Chordata, Actinopteri, Gobiiformes, Gobiidae. The record is from RefSeq and is a predicted model, not a curated record. Gene Ontology annotation, cellular component: cytoplasm. The transcript has 9 exons. Gene Ontology annotation, biological process: canonical NF-kappaB signal transduction.
AUGCAGUCUCUCUAUGGCGGGGGCGAGCUGGAGCUGUUGGGGUCCGGAGGAGGAGGAGAUGCAGGGGGGGGCCUGAAGGACGACUGCGGCUCUGUGGCGUGGCGUUCCUCGUCUGUGUCCAAUGACGAUGUGUAUUCCGCCUCCCACUUCGCCCUCAUCUCGGCCUAUCAGGACAUCAAGACGCGGCUGUCCUGCCUGGAGCGCGAGAAUACCAGCAUCAAGAGGAAACUCAAGAUUUAUGAGAUCAAGUUUCCGAUGAUCAGUGAGUUUGGAGAAGAUAACUCAUACUGUUCCUUCGAGAGCAAAGAGACGGCUCUGCUUCAGUCGGAAAAUGGGAAUCUUCUGGAGAGGGUCAACGUCCUGACACAUGAGCUCCAGAAGAGGAAGGAGCGCGAGGAGCAGCUGGAGGACGUGAUCCAGGCCUAUGAGAAGAUCCACCUGGAGAAAAGCAACCUCCAGAGAGACCUGGACAAGAUGACGAGUCUGGUGGAGAAACAUGUGGAGAGGAUCCUGGGUCUGGAGGCGGCUCUGAGACAAAGAGACAACUCGCUCCAAAAACUCAACAUCCAACUGCACAGCAAAGAUAUGCAGUACCUCCAACUGCACUCUGGGCCUGAUGCUCACAUGCUGGACUGCCCCGGUAUGACCCUGCAGAGCUCCCGUAGUUUGGACGCGCUUUCCGACCUGAAGCUGCAGCGUCUGGAGGCGGAGCUCGAAGGGGCGCGGCACGAGGCUCAGGGGGCGUGUCAGCGGGAGGAGGAGCUGAAGGCGGAGUGCGAGAGACUGAAGGAGGAGAUCAGACAACUGCAGAAUGACCAGCGCGAAAGGGAAAUGACUUCGCCUUGCAAGCAGUGCGAUGUGGAGUGGAUAAAGAAGGUGGGAGACGAACAGGUGAACCUGGCGCUGGCAUACACAGAGCUGACGGAGGAGCUGAGUCGUCUCCAGGCUCUGAGCUCCAAACAGACCGAGAUCUUGAGGAAGGCAUCUCAGGAGCAGGCCAGUCCAGUCCAGCGUCACUCUCCCAUCCAGCGCCACUCUCCUGUCUCGCAGCGACACUCCCCCAUCUCCCAGAGGCACUCCCCUGCCCCUCUGCCCCCUCACUCCCCUUUACAACAAAGACGCUCCCCUGUCCUCCAGCGCCUGUCUCCAGACAUGCACCGCCGAUCCCCCCUGCUGGAUGUCAGUGAUCAUGGCCCCGCCUCCUACUCCUGCCGCCCCGCUUCCCAGCACCUCCGCGCCAGUUUCCAGGGGCGGCGCAGCUAUUCGGAAGUGACCGACCCCUCUGCGUACCACUGCCCGCCAAGGUUCUCUUUAGAUCCAGUGUCCACUCUGCCCAAGCCUCGCCCGUACAUCGAGAGCUACCCCAAACAGUCGUCUUUAAGCUCCUCCCAUAGCGGACACCAGCUGCGCAGCCCCACGUCGCCCAUCCAGAGCCCACUGUCGGACGGACCGCUGGGAGAAGCGUCUCUGCGUCACUCCAGGGAGAUGCCCUUUCCGCUCUCGGAGGUGGCGCACUUACAUUUUGAGCCUCCUCCCCCCUCCUCGCCUGCCCCCCAGCCCCCGCAGUCAUCCGAGGAUGAGGAGGAGUGGACUCAGCCCAUCAGCCCGCCGCGUACUCUGGGCGUGCUCAGUCCCACCGUGGGCCCUGGCUCCAUGAGGGGUCCGGCUUCCUGCACCGCCUUCCCCAUCCCCCAGAGGCCCAACACCCUCAGCUGUCACCCGCAGGGAUACAUAUCUGCAGAGCACGCCCAGUCAUGGCCCUCCAUCAAUUUGUGGAUGGAAACCGAGGAGAGCGACAUGCGGAGCUGCCCCCUGUGUCAGCUGAUCUUCCCCGUGGGUUACCCGGACGACGCGCUGAUCAAGCACAUCGACUCCCACCUGGAAAACAGCAAGAUCUGAUCGCUAUGGCAACACACACGCACCUGUCCUACACACUAUAUAAGAAGACACAGGCAGGCGGGUCAUGAGAAAAGACCUACAGGACCACAGAGAUCAACAAAUCGUGGUUUUUAAGGAGAGGAUGCGGUAUCGAAAUAUUUCUAUUUGCUUGAGGAAAGUGGACUUAAAUUCGUUCUGGAGGUUGCUUUGCACGUUUGGUAUGGUAGACGCUGCUGUUUUGAAUGUUGUUGCGUGGUUACAGGCGGUUUCAGGUAUAGUCUUACUGCUUCAAAGUCUUUGUAGCUAAGGUUUCUAUUUAAAAAAGUUAAGGGGCUCGGUACACUGUAAAAAAAAAUAAAAAUCAACAAAAUAUGGUAAAUACUGGGAGUUAUGGUUGUCAGAAUAUGACUGUGAAAUAUACAGUGACUACAAAUAUAUUGCAGAUCAUGCACAUUGUGUUUUAGUACAAUGUUUCCAUUCCGAAGUUCAACAGAAAUUAAUAGUGCAACGGCAUAAUAGCUUUUCUAUAUGUAGUAUAUGUACAAUGUUUAUCAAUUAUCAGUGUUGGGAAGUAACUUAAAUACUUGAAUACUAAUUCUGAGUAACUGUAACUGCACUGUAUACUUUUCUAAAUUCAGAGGAAUAUAUUAUGAUAUUUGAUGACACAACUUAGGCUUGAAACUGUACAGAAUCAGUGAGAGAAAUAGAAAACACUGACCUUGUGGUGAGCGCAUGUGUGAUUUUUCUUUGACCAAUUAGUGAUAAGUAAAUGCAUAACAAACGGUCAGACGAACAAACUCUUUUUAAUCCCAUGUUAUGUAUUUACUACAAUUUGAAUGCAACUUGAUGUAAGUAUUUCAAGCAGAAUACAGUACUCUGAUUGGACCAAGUAACAGACUACAUUACAGAAUACAUUUUAAAUAGAUUUUCAAAGUAUCUUCCCAUCACUGUCAAUUAUGCAUUUUACAUUUUACAGAAAUGUUCUGAAAGCCUUUUCUCCUAGUAUUUUAUUGUAUCUUGUAUCUAGAUUGUUUAACAGCGUAUGAAAAAUUGUGAAUGAAAAUGAAACUUUCAACAUUAUUUAAAAGAUCAGGGAGAGCAGAAGUGUCACGACUUAGCUUUAACGCAGCUAGAGUUUUCUAUGUUUCACUUUAAAAACAUUUUGCAGAAGAGCCAGUGCAGUAAGUGCCAAGGACAGUGAACUGGCUUUCAGGUUUGCGUGUUAUAAUUUUGUAACAGGCAAAAACAUUUUUAUUGGAUUAUAUGUUUAUUGGAAAUGAAAUCCUGUAUCAACACCAAAUUUUAGUAUUGUCUCAAUUUCCCAUGGCAUAACCAAUGGUAAUUCUUAAGUAUGGUUUUUUGAAAAUCUACACCGUUUAUAUACAAGACUGUUAUUACCAUGUAGUUUAUUCCAUAUUUUCAGAUUACUCAAUUAUUAUAAUAUAUAGAGCCCAUUUAAAAUUAUUCAAAUGAGAAAAAAUGCCAGUUUGCUUAUUUAUCUACGGAAAAAGUUUGUAACAACAGUUUAACAUUCCUCUCGACAACAGCAGAAGUAACAAAGUGAAAGUGAAAGUAAAUGCCAGUUUGAGCAGCCCUACAGGAAAGGGCUCCUUAGCUAAUCUUUAAAAAUAGGUGGACCUUUUUAGCCAGAUAUACCUUUAUGCUUGCGGCCUGUUGAAAAGUAUAUAGCACUUUACGUUAGCAUAGCCUAUACAAUGUUUUCAGUCCUUCUUGUAACAUAUUGAUUUAUAUUGUUUAUCUGUAAUUUUUGGAGGCAAAAAAUAUGAAGAUAUAUUUUUGCAAGUGACAACGCACACGUUUCACACCAGAGAUGCUUGUUGUACAUAGAAGAGACCUGAACUACCAUGGCACACUGAGAGACUGUACAAGGACUAUAGAACGGGGAUUUCGCUUGGUCUUCCUAAACAUUUGCCCUUCAAUUGUUUGAUGUCAAGACUGCCCAGACCGCCCACCAAAAAAGAAAAGGAAAAAAAACACACCCACAACUACUUAGUUUGUUUACACAGUCCGCUCCAGGUUUAAGAUUAUGACCACCUGCCCAUGAAAAAGUUACAUUUUGCGUGUUCUAGUUUAUCCACCUAUUCAUUCUCAUAUUGAAACCACAGCUGCCCCGGUGUACGUGUCAGCCAAUCUGCUCCAAUGGCUUCUCCAAUCAAACUAAAAACAAAAAAACAAAUCAAAAACAAAACCCUCCCACACCUCACUCCUCUCUCCACACAUAUUUCUGCACACCUCUCUGCACACAUAUUUCAAAAGUCACCGCAAUCACCAAUCUUGCUCAUAAAAACAGUACUGGUUAUAAGGUGAUCACUAACCCCAGUGAGUCACUUUCACCCCCACAAAAAUAUAAUUUUCUUGCUUAUAGGACAUUAUAUUGACAGAACAUUAAUGGCACACUGUGUAACUUUAGAGAGGCCUGCCAUCUGCUUGUAUUCAUGGAAAUAUUAUUGCUUUGCCUUGGCAGUUUUUAUUGCUCUAAAUAAAAUAUCCUGAAAAGCACUGCCGCAUCCCCAUAGAUCUGAUCAGCAGAGGUGGGGACUUGCAAGUCGUGACUUGGACUCGAGUCAGACUUGAGUCACUAUUUUUAGGACUUGAGACUUGACUUGAUAAAAUGGACUAAGACUUGGGACUCGACUUGGACUUGAAGGUCACUGACUUGGGACUUGAGAAGACUUGAAAGGCACUUUUAAAUCUGAAUUCUUUCUAUUCUCAUCGUAAUGAUUCACACUAAGAUCUUGUCAAUUAGCAUCUCUAUAACUCUUAUAGAAAUACUCAUAUAUAAAUAACUAUGAUAUUUUAAGUACGAUUUAGUUUCAAAUUCAUAUAAAUCGCAAAAAUCUAAGCUGUAUUUGGUACAUUGGUUUAAAGACUUGAAAUGACUUGAAGCCCAAACAGACGACUUGGACUUGACUUGGACUUAUGAGCCAGUGACUCAAGACUCGACUUGGACUUGCCUGUAUUUGAGUUGGAACUUGACUCGGGCUUGAGGUCAAAGACUUGAGACUUACUUGAGACAUGCAAAACAAUGACUUGGUCCCACCUCUUCUAACCAGUAACUUUUCUAUGGAGCGAUGAAAAAUGUUACACGAUUUCCAUAGCAAAUAACAAUUUAACUAAUAAUAUGUAAACAUAUUAUCUUAUGAAUGCUCAAAAUGCUGAAACCCAAGAAUAUGGAGAUUUUAUUUCUUGUCAUAGUGUGAAACAUUCCAGACAAAGCAAUGACAUCUGCGUGUAGAAAGUUACGUAGUACAUCUUUAACUUGAUGUCUGGUGAGUGGUCAUAAUGCUACGCCGGGUUGGAUGUUGGGUACUGUUUUCAGUGUUAGUUCUGCAGGGUAUAAGCAAAAUACUUCUAUCAUUUACUUAUUGUGUCAUACAUGGGUUCAUUUUUUAACCACAAAUUCUCGUAGGACCUUUGAAACAGUUACAGUGAUGUCAGUGACACUCAGGCUUUCAGUUUAAAUGUUUCUAAUGUAAAGGGGAGGUCCCAGGGCACAUGAAAACAUCACGUUGUACACCACUGACUUUAAGGGGUUUAAGGGGGUCCACUAAAAGAAGUCAGAGAGCUUUUUACUGACUCACGAUCUUUCAUGUAUUUUUGUGAUUUCCUGUAAAAUAUAAGAUGUGUACAUAUGUUUGCAAGUGUGUGCGGCUAAUGCUAAAUGUAUCUUAUCCAACUUCAAAUUGGAGUGACUGUAAAUUAAUAUAUAAAUCCCAAACGCGUAUAACCCCCGAUGUUUUAGCAGUAAUGUGUCCUCUGCUGAUAGCCCCAGUUUUUUUUUUUUAAAGUUGCAUCUUGACUGAAAAAAGUGAGUGACAUCUAACUAUUCCAACUCAUUCAUUUUAAAAAAGACAACAUGAAAAGUUUGUUUGCGAAAUAUUUUAGUAGCUAGUUCUAAAACAUGAACUUUUACAUCAAAAUUAUAAAAGAGACAGUACAGCCGAUGUUGCAAGAUUGCAUCAGUCUGAAUCUGAACUAAUUUAUAUUUGCUUUAUAUUUGCACAAUGUGUGAAACUAAAUAGUAAAAACAAAGAAACUAAAAUCAAAAACGACCAUACCUAAAUAUUGUCAUCAUGCUUGUUAGUAGAUAUGAAAUUGAAACACAGAUAUUAAGGAACUAUAUUACACUAUUUUCUGAUCUCUGUUAUAAUGUUGUUUCUUAUCAAAAUCAGACCUGGACUUGUGUUUUUUUUUUUUUCAUUCACACUUUUUUUUUUCUUUUUUGUCAUAUAUAUUUUAUUUUUUAUUUUUUCCCCAAUAUUGUGGUCUUACGGUCACACAAUAAUGCCACAGAUGGCCACCAAUGCCACAUUUAACCCACUUCCUCCCCAUUCCCAAAACACAAAUAGAAAUACAAUAAUAAAAGUAAUACUGACCAGAAAAUAAUAAUGAAGGAUAAAGUAAAAAUUAUUAUAUUAAUAAUACAAAAACUAACUAUAUAUACAAAUUACAUACAUAUGCAUACAUACACAUGAAUGCACACACAUAAGCACACACCCAUAAAUGUGCACACAUGUACACAUGCACUCAUCUCUGUGUAUAUGUGCACGUGUAUAUACACAUACACAUACACACACGCACACAUACACACACGCACGCGAAUAAAUAAUAAUAGACACCCACACACUUACAUAAUCAUAUAUUUGCUACAUACACACAUAGCCCGAUAUAUUAAGUAAAUCCACAUACACUCAAACACAAGCACAUCCACACACAUGCACACACACACACACACACACACACAUUCACACUUGUUUAACACACAAAUCCUGAAUAUUUAGGCUGAGUUCUUCUGUCAAACAAAACACUCUUUUCCACCUUGUGAUGUCAUUAGGUAAUAAGUGCUCCUCUGCGUUUUUAAAGUCCGUACACCUUCACUAGAAUCAUUUGGAUGAUUUCAGCCCUGGACUUACCUAUCUCGGCUGAACUAAAGAUAAAACGGAGCUGAUAACUUGAAAACUACCACUACAUGACAUCACAAGGUAAAACAGAACAUUUUGAGCAUUGGAGAUGUAGACACACAGCUCCGGGUAUGUUUUUGAUGAGGUAAACAACAUUAUAACAUGACUUAAAGCUUAUAAGAAUCAUUUUUUUGUAAUAUUGGCUUUUCGUUUUUUACAUAAAUGUAAGUAUUAGAUUCAGUACACAGUGAAAAAUAUGGACACAGUUGCUCACACAAUAUAAUAUAAUAUCAAAGAGCAAAAAUAUAUAUAGUAAAAAUUAAUAAAAAAUAAACAAACUAAUAAAUAAACAAAAAUAGCAAGAGACUGGUGUCAAACAAGGCAUAAUUAUAUAAAUGUAUAUGCACAAGUAAAAAUAAAAUACAGAAAUACAGUAAUACAGUAAUACAAAUAUAUCUCAGCUCUAUACAAGAUGAAAUAAUGACAGACAGGACAUUGGGUUAUCUAAAAAGUAAAAGAAGCACAAUGCUCAAAAUCAGUUUCUCUGUGUGUUGAAUGCAGUGUGUUCAAAACUUAUUAUAUAAUUUCAAGUUAUAAAUGCAGUCUUUGCUUUCCAGAGUACAUGAGAAAAACAGAAUUUCCUGUAUUCUGAAUUUACGCAUGUUUGAAGUGAAUAUGGGAAGUCUCUGCUCUGUGGUUAAUGCAAAGGGAGGGUUUUAGCUUCUGUCGCCCUGAGUGACCCCACCCCACGCUUCUGCUGAUCUGUUCCCCUGCACAUGCACACAAACUGAAAAGACGGCUGUUUCUGUGCCCAAUUUAUUUAAAGUGCGUAUGACAGGUUUUUAUGAUUAUCUAAUUUCUGCUUAAUUUGGUGGGAUGAUACCUGUUGUAAAUAUAAAUUAUAGUUUUACACGACUCAAGAAGCAGUUUGAGAAGAAGUGCAUAUUGUUGACAUCACACUAGGGAGAAUUCUAUCCAAAAAGUUUGUCACAAUUUACACACAAGAAUUUGUUUUUUCUUCUAACAUUAUUUCAACACAAUAAUGGUGUUUUCUUGUGUGUUUUUAAUGUAAUUUUAGAAUUUCUGUGUACUUUAGAGCAGUUUUGACCCAAUGUACAUUAUGGUUACUGGGAACAGUGAUGAAAUUCCCUAGUGUGAUGUCACGAUUUCCAACCAAGAAGUAAAAUUUUAAACCUAAAAAAAAAAUGCCAAAUUGGGAGAAGAAAAGUAAAAUCUUUAGUAAAAUCUUAACCUUGUUUUGGUGAGAUGUGUUGUCCAACCUGUCAUAGGAUCUUUAAAACAAAACACCAUCUUGUAAAUCCGUUUUUGUGUAUUAUUUUACUCAGGAGAUCCCCACAGUCAAAAAUCCAACGUAUACCUGUUUUGCAGCUUUGAGAUAAAUAGAAAAUGAAAUUAACCAAAAAGUCCAAACCUGAGUCACUUUCCCCACUAUCCUCAGGAGUAAAAUGGCUACCUUCAACAAGAAACUCACUUUGUAUGACUUCAUCCAGGAAUUUUCUGUAGUUCAGGGUAAAGUGCACACUGUCCAGUUUCCACACCCGUACACACUUUUAAAAUGUAAUUUAAAAAAUAAAUGUAUAAAGAUG